Messenger RNA from Micromonas commoda, 2625 nucleotides. RefSeq lists its product with no specific name. The record is from RefSeq and is a predicted model, not a curated record. Lineage: Eukaryota; Viridiplantae; Chlorophyta; Mamiellophyceae; Mamiellales; Mamiellaceae. The transcript has 2 exons. The coding region runs from base 1 to 2589 and encodes 862 amino acids. Gene Ontology annotation, molecular function: lipid binding. Gene Ontology annotation, cellular component: endoplasmic reticulum.
AUGAGCCGCGCAUGGGCCGCCUCCGGUGCUCUGCUCACCGUGGAAAAUCUGGGCAUGGCGACGAUCGUCUACGCCGUCGCCUUCGUCGCCUUUUGGCUCGGAUGGAAGAUCCGGUCGCUGCGCCCGCCCAAGCGCGAGCGGUUCUCCACCACCGCCCACGUGAUCCGCGCGCUGAACGAUGAGACGUACGAUCAGAGCAUCCUGACGCAGGCGAACCUGGCGAAGAUCUGCGGGCAGCUCCCCAAGUGGAUCACGUUCCCGGACAAGGACCGCGCGCCCUGGCUCAACCGCGCCGCGCAGCAGUGGUGGCCCUUCCUCAACCGCGCGAUAUCCAACUCGGUCGUCGGCGCCGUCGAGCCCAUCCUGAACAAGCUCGUGCAGGGAUCGCCAAUCAAGAAUCUGCACUUCUCCAAGUUCACGCUCGGCACGGAGCCCCUGGUGUUUGCGUCCGUCGCGUGCGUCGACGACGUGCCGAACGAGGUGGGACUGGACAUAGAGUUCAAGUGGGUCGCGAAGGAACCGGAGGUGCAGCUGGACGUCUCCCUGCUCGGCAUGGUGCUUCCCAUCGCCAUCGACAAGCUGGAGGCUUUCGGCACCGUCCGGAUCGUGUUCGGACCGCUCUGCGACUGGUGGCCCGCGUUCUCGGACAUGCAGGUGGCGUUCAUCGGCAAGCCGAAGAUCGACUUGGACCUCAGGCUCAUCGGCGGCGACAUCACCAAGUUCCCGGUCGUCGAGCGCCUUCUCAUGAACCUCAUCAAGAACGUCCUCACCAAGCUCAUGACGUGGCCCAAUCGCCUGGACAUUCAGAUCACCGAGGAUCAGGGCGCGAGGUGCACGGCCCGCGCGGGCAUCGUGCGCGUCACCGUCCGCAGAGGCGCGAACAUGAGCCGGGGCUCCGCGCUGGGCGGCAGCGUGUUCAGCACCAAGGCGACCCCCGCGGUGGAGAUUGUCGCGAUCGACGGCGAGUACGGAGCUCCGAAGACGACGAGGGUGACUUCGUCGUGGCGACACUCGGGCGAAGAUCCCGCGUGGGAGGAGACGUUCGAGGUUUUCGUCCGCGACGCGCGGCACACCGUGCUCAACAUGUGCGUCGUGGACACCGACGCCAUCGCGGCUCCGUCCAUGGGGUCGGUCAAGCGCGCGAUGACCAUGUCGAGCAAGUACCGGAAAAAAAACGUCGAGCGAGAUUCAGAUGGGGACGGCGACGGCGACGACAGCGAAACCGACCAGGGGGCGGACGUGUACAACCCGGCGGAGGUGAAGGUGGCUGGGGGCAAGGACGCCGUCAAGGCGCUGCGAACGGACAAGCAGGCGAGCAGCUGGAAGGGCGAGAAGGCGCUGUACAAGUCCAACAUGUCCGUCAUGGGCAGGGUCAAGUUCGAGGUUGGUCAGCUGUACGACUCGCCCGGGAUCACGCUUCAGGAGACGGUGCCGCUGAAGAAGACGAAGAGCGUCGGGGGUAAGAUGCUCAGCGCCUUCUCGAGCGUCAAGGAGGAGAACAUGCCCAAGCUGACGUACGCGUGCAAGUUUAUACCCCUGGACGACGACCCGGAGCUCGAGGAGGCUCGGAUGAAACGGCUCGCGGGAAUCACGGCGAAGGAUCUUAAAAACCCCGACAGCGAGAAGGUGGACGUCGAGGACUUCUGCGGCGUCCUCCACUGCAAGCUCCUGCGCGCCACGAACCUGGUGUCGCGCGACGCCAACGGGUUGUCCGACCCUUUCGUUCGGUGCAGCUUCGGUCGGCAGAUUCACAAAUCAAGCGUCAAGUACGAGACGCUCCACCCGGUGUGGGACGAGACGUUCGACUUCAUCGUGGGGGUGGACGACGUGUACGAUUCUAGAACGAUCGAGUGCGAGGUUUGGGACAGGGACCCGUACGGCGUUCGCGAGUACAUGGGCAAGGUGCGCGUCGACCUCAUCGCGCUGCUCCUGCGCAUAAAAGACCUACCGCCCGCGGCUGGUCAGGCGUACACAAAGACGCUCAAGAUCAACGAGGAAAUCUCCGAGGCUGCGAGCGGUCGGCUGGAGAUGGAGUUUCAGUUUUACCCCGCCAAGGGGUACGCGCAGGGGCUGAGCCGGAGCGCCAUCGGGUCCAGGCGUCAGCGCAGGUCGGGGAACGAAGCCGGCGGCGGCUUGACGAUUGACGCCGGGGGAAGCGACGGGGGGACUCCGGCGACUUCCGGAGGUUUGAGCCCUUCGAACUCGCUCCGGUCCCCCGCGAGCAGGCGCGGGAUGCUGGCGCUGGCGGAGGAUUUCGUGGAGCGCGAGGGGACGCUGAGCGUGGACGCCACCGACGGCAAGAUGCUGGACAGCGAGAUCAAGGCGCUGAGGAAGGAGAAGAGUAAGGUGGACAGGGCGCGGGCAAAGAAGGAAGGGGGCGGCUGCUGCUCGUGCUUCGGCGGCAAGGGAAAGAAGGGGAAGGGCAACGGCGGAAGCCUACGGGGGAAGGCGAACGGGGACUCGUCCGGGAACGAUUUCCUGGCGCGCAUCGAGGAGGUUGCGCCGGACACGCCCGACUCCCCGGCGGAAUCGGUGUUUCAGGAGCUGCCCUCGCCGCGGCCGUCGGAGGCGGAGGGGGACAGGCUUUAACUUUUAAGCCUUUAUUUGGUUAUGUCGGUUAUCCGA